AUGUCGUCUCGAAAUCGUUGUUCUGUAUGUGGCUCGAAGCGAUGGCACAAACAACCAUCCAGCGGGCUUAUCUUCUGCCGUGAAGGGCAUGUUCUACAGAACUACAGAAGUGAAAAUAAUGAGAUCGAAGAUUGGACAGGCACGCAUGAACUACGCAAGAGACAGAUUACUAGUCAGCGGGAACGGAAAGACAACCUGGGCCAAGCCAAUUCUAAACCGUACCACGGCGAACGCGCACGGUUUCAUUACUUCCAGUGUCUGCAGCUUAUUCUGAGAAUGCAGAUUGUUGCACUUAAGAAGGCAUGGCAUUUGCCACCAGAGUAUGAGAUCGUUUGCAGGGACACCUGGGCUCUACAUCUAAGCCUUUUACCUAAUCCACCACCUGCUGAGCCUUUCCAUUAUGCUCAAGAGGAGAGGCUUGCCAACUCAAGGACACAAAUCGCUAGUGACGGUGAAAUGAACCCACCGAAGGACGCUAAUGAUGGUGGUGGCGAAUCAAGUGAUCAAAAGCAUACCGAAAUCGAGUUUGAGACGUGGGAGCCUCCUUCCUUUUCAUCAGAAUCUUCAAGCGAGGAUGAAGAAUUAGAGGAAGACCCAGUGAUGAAGGAGUUAAUGAAAGAAAAUUCGGUGACGCCCUCACAUGAAGACGAAUUUGAAGAUAUUUCAAGGCCGCGUCUCUCUGUCAAACCAGCAGCGAAGAAAGUUUCUCAAAGAUCAUACGACGCGCCAGCCAGCAAUAUCGCUGUGCUGAUGGUCGCAUGCUGGACCUUGCGUCUCCCCGUUAUGUACAUGGACUUCAUCAGGUUGAUUGAAACGUACGAAUUGCCCUAUCUGGAGGCUCGCCGCCUCCUCCCUGCGAGCCUCACUUCGCAUCUCACAAAACAUACUGCCGGCGCUUUGUCUCCCUUUCAUCCGCCCACGCCUUCCAAAUUACACGCGCUGACUUCAAAACUGGCCAAACUCAUGUUUUCCCGCUAUUCUGUGUAUACUCCGGAGAUGAAUGCGCUUCCGAUGCUCUGGCGAGCAGUUCGUGCUCUAUGCGGAACACCCACACUAUAUCAGCUUUCCAAGCAGAUGGCGAAGGCGCUCUCUGUGCCGUUGGUGUUAAAUCGACCGCUGUUCGCGCAUUCCGCAAAUGAGAGUCACACAGAGCGGCAAUGGCAAAAAUAUGAUGACGCUAUCAAAGAGGUUUCCCUCAUUGCAGUCGUGAUAGUUGUCCUGAAGUUAGUGUAUGGCCUUGAUGGCAGAGAAAGACUGCCUCUUGAGAGAGACGAUCCAGCAUGUGCGCUGCCGCGACUCGAUGAGUAUCUUGCGCGCGUUGAGGAGCAAAACAAGAAUCCCAACAAGGAUGUUCCAUUCAGCGAGACAACUGAAUUGUCUGUCCUUGACAUGGAUGACUCAACGCUCGACCAAUUUCUUGACUUUUGCGAAAGAGCGUUACUACCUCGCGAGAAUCUGUCAGCGGGGCGAAAUGCAGAAAUUGACUCUUUCCCUCUCGAACGAAGAUCCACGCGAAUGGCCUCGGAAGAGGCUUCUGCACAGAGAUCUGACUUGAAGCCGCUGAGACCCACACUUAUCAGCGACGACGGGAUGAGUCUUCGCCCCGGACAGGAGAUUCGCAUCUACAAAACACAGGACGCCGCCAGACCGCUACCCGAGCAAUAUGAGACAGUCAUCAAGCGUGCGGCACAGUGGACGGGAGUUCCUGAAGACUAUGUCGCGCGUCUUGUAGAGAAUUUUGAGAGGCGGCUCCCACGGUGGCGGAAGACUACGGAGAGGAAGGAGAAAGGGAAAGGUCCGAGUCCGGUGCCUUGA
Molecule: messenger RNA, 1815 nt
Organism: Laetiporus sulphureus 93-53
Lineage: Eukaryota; Fungi; Basidiomycota; Agaricomycetes; Polyporales; Laetiporaceae
Exons: 10
Coding region: 1-1815 (604 amino acids)
Biological process (GO): RNA polymerase I preinitiation complex assembly; nucleolar large rRNA transcription by RNA polymerase I
Cellular component (GO): RNA polymerase transcription factor SL1 complex; RNA polymerase I core factor complex
Molecular function (GO): RNA polymerase I core promoter sequence-specific DNA binding
Source: RefSeq, a predicted model, not a curated record